Messenger RNA from Plasmodium yoelii, 525 nucleotides. Its product is annotated as DIX domain-containing protein, putative. The coding region runs from base 1 to 525 and encodes 174 amino acids. The transcript has 4 exons. Lineage: Eukaryota; Apicomplexa; Aconoidasida; Haemosporida; Plasmodiidae. The record is from RefSeq and is a predicted model, not a curated record.
AUGCAAAAUACAACAAUAGUAUUUUAUAACAUUAUCAAUGAUAAAGAAGAUAAAAAUUCACAAAAUGUGUUUUAUAUUUCCAAACCACCAAAUUUAAUAACAUUAAAAGAUAUUAGCGAUGGAUUUCCUUUACCCGGAACAUAUCAUUUUAGAUUUAAAAUAAAUCACAAUAAUAAUACUGUAUGGGUUGACAUUACUGAUAGUUCUUCGAAUAUCCCCACUUUUAAUUCUUCCAUAUGCAUGAAGGUUUUGAGAUUAAGUUGGUUAAAUAAUAAAAAUGAUAAAGGAAGUUUAAACGAUAAAAUUGCUAAUGAUCAUAAUUUGACACCCUCUUGUGAAAAUGAUAAAAUAAUUUUUGAAGAAAAAAAAAUAAAUAUAAACGACUCUACGAAUCUAAAUAAAUCAAAACCAAACAUUGAUAUGUUGUUAUUUGAAACAACACCAAAUAAAACAACUCAUGGAAAUUUAAGGGAUAAAAAAGAACAUACUAAGGAUCAAAAUUAUUUCGAUUUGAUGUUUAAUUAG